AUGAAGUACGUUUUGAUCACCGGAGGAGUAGUAAGCGGCCUCGGCAAAGGCGUCACCGCCAGCAGCAUCGGCGUCGUGCUUAAGGCCUGUGGCCUUCGCGUCACUUCCAUCAAAAUCGAUCCGUAUUUGAACAUAGACGCUGGCACCAUGUCUCCCUUUGAGCAUGGAGAGGUUUUUGUUCUUGAUGAUGGCGGAGAGGUUGAUUUGGAUUUGGGAAAUUAUGAGCGUUUCCUUGAUGUCACGCUUACAAAGGAUAACAACAUCACUACUGGGAAAAUAUAUCAGUCUGUUCUUGAGAAGGAGCGUAAAGGGGAUUAUCUUGGGAAAACUGUUCAGGUGGUUCCACAUAUCACUGAUGCCAUCAGAAAUUGGAUUGAGUCGGUUGCUUUGAUCCCAGUUGAUGGAAAUGAAGGCCCUGCUGAUGUCUGUGUGAUUGAGCUUGGAGGCACUGUGGGUGAUAUUGAAUCUAUGCCGUUUAUUGAGGCUCUGCGGCAAUUGUCCUUUCAAGUGGGGCCUGACAACUUCUGUCUCAUCCAUGUUAGCCUGAUACCAGUGCUGGGUGUAGUGGGGGAGCAAAAAACAAAGCCUACACAACAUAGUGUCAGGGAACUGAGAGCAUUGGGCUUGACCCCUCAUCUUUUAGCAAGUCGCUCUGCUGAGCCUCUGCUGGAUAGCACCAAGGAAAAACUCUCACAGUUCUGCCAUGUUCCAAUUAACAAUAUUCUGAAUAUCCAUGAUGUACCAAAUAUUUGGCAUAUUCCCCUGUUACUUAGAAAUCAAAAUGCCCACCAUUCAAUUUUACAGCAGUUUAACUUACUUAGCCGUGCUACGCCUCCUGAUUUGCAGCAAUGGACUGAGAUGGCUGAGAGCUAUGAUAAUCUUACUGAAUCUGUUAGGAUAGCGAUGGUGGGAAAAUAUGUUGGUCUAACAGAUUCAUAUUUAUCCGUUGUAAAGGCCCUGCUGCAUGCUUGCGUUGCACGCUCAGUGAAACCAUCAAUUGACUGGAUUGCAGCUUCCGACCUUGAAGAUGACAGUGCACAAUCUACACCAGAAGCACAUGCUGCAGCAUGGAAGACUCUGAGGAGUGCAGCUUGUGUCUUGGUUCCCGGAGGAUUUGGAGAUCGUGGUGUGAGGGGCAUGAUGCUAGCUGCCAAAUAUGCCAGAGAGAACAACGUUCCUUACCUGGGGAUUUGCUUGGGAAUGCAAAUUUCUGUAAUUGAGUUUGCUAAAUCAGUUUUGGGUUGGGAAAGAGCGAACAGUGUAGAGUUUGAUGCCCAAACACCGAAUCCUGUUGUAAUUUUCAUGCCAGAGGGUUCAAGGACGCAUAUGGGAAGUACCAUGAGACUUGGAUCUCGAAGAACACUCUUACAUACACGAGAUUGUAUCACUUCCAAACUGUACGGAAGUUCCGAGUAUGUGGAUGAACGGCAUCGUCAUAGAUAUGAGGUAAAUCCAGAUGUCAUUGAAACUUUAGAAGAAGCUGGGCUAAAAUUUGUCGGCAAGGAUGAAAGUGGAAAACGAAUGGAGAUCUUAGAGCAUCCAAGUCACCCAUUCUAUGUUGGCGUGCAGUUUCAUCCUGAAUUCAAAUCUCGGCCUGGGAGACCAUCUGCCUUGUUUUUAGGUCUCAUAUUGGCGGCAACAGGAAAGUUGGAAGAACAUAUCAUAAGUAUUCAUGAGAAUGGAAGCUGA
Messenger RNA from Lathyrus sativus (Indian pea), 1689 nucleotides. The record is from the annotation of a GenBank genome assembly. NCBI's taxonomy places the organism in Eukaryota, Viridiplantae, Streptophyta, Magnoliopsida, Fabales, Fabaceae.